UCCUAAAAAGCUGUCAGAGUUCACUGCAAAACUGAGAUUACCACAAGUUGCGCGAGCAAGAGAGAGCCAUGGGCUACCUUCCUUUCUUCUCUCUAGAAACAUGGAUUCUACUGAUCACAUUUAUCUGCAUAUUUGUUCUGUAUGGCAACUGGACUUACAGGACAUUUGAGAAGUUGGGGAUCCCUGGUCCCAAGCCAGUGAUGUACUGGGGCACACUUAGCAGGCAAAACCCUGUUUACUACUUAGCUGACAACGAGUGUGCUCAAAAGUAUGGGAGGAUAUGGGGCAUGUAUGAGUUCAAGCUGCCCGUGCUGGUUGUGAUGGACCCUGAAAUGUUAAAAACCAUCCUGGUCAAGGAGUGCUUCACCUACUUUACCAACCGGAGGAACCUACGUCUGAAUGGGGACCUCUAUGACGCCGUGUCUAUUGCUGAGGAUGAUCAAUGGAGACGGAUUCGUAACAUCCUCUCUCCUUCCUUCACCUCCGGCCGUAUAAAAGAAAUGUUUACCAUCAUGAAACAUCAUUCCCACAAACUGACAACCUGCCUGCAGUCCAAAGUGCGCAAUGGUGAAGUCGUUGAUAUAAAAGACUUCUUCGGACCCUACAGUAUGGAUGUGAUGGCUAGCUGUGCAUUCAGUGUGGAUAUGGACACAAUCAGCAACCCCUCAUGUCCCCUCAUAACCCACGCCUCCAAGCUGUUCAGAUUCUCCAUACCUCUUUUUAUUUUCCAAGGGUUUUUUCCCUUAUUUCUUCCUCUCUUGGAGCUGUUGGGUGUCUCAUUCUUCCCUACGACUUCUAUUGCUUUCUUUAAAACGGUUGUGGAGAAGAUGAGAGCAGGACGAAAUGGGAGCUCACGGCAGAAUUCAGGAGAUAUUCUUCAACAUAUGAUCAACUCUCAGACUACCAAUGAACCCAAGAACAAAAAGCAGAAUAAAGGUCUUACUGAUCAUGAGAUUGUCUCUCAGAUUACAAUGCUUGCGUUUGCUGGUUAUGAGACGAGUGCCCUCACUCUAGUUUUCUUGGCCUACAAUUUGGCAAGAAAUCCUGAAGUCAUGAAACGCCUUCAAGAGGAGAUAGACUCCACUUUCCCUAAUAAGGGUCCGAUCGAAUAUGAAGCUCUCAUGCAGAUGGAGUACCUAGACGGUGUUGUGUGUGAGUGUCUGAGGCUUUACCCUCCAGCUGCUCGUCUGGAACGAACAGCCAAAGAAACUGUCAGGAUCAAUGGAAUCACAAUCCCAAAGGACAUGGUUGUUAUGGUUCCAGUCUUCGCUCUGCACCGCGACCCCGAGCUGUGGCCGGAGCCAGAAGAGUUCAAACCUGAAAGGUUUAGUAAGGAGAACAAGCAGAACAUCAACCCAUACACUUACCUGCCAUUUGGGGUUGGGCCAAGGAACUGUAUAGGGAUGCGAUUUGCUGUGGUAAUGGUUAAACUGGCCUUGGUAGAAGUUUUGCAGAACUACAGCUUCUCAGUCUGUGAGGAGACGGAGAUCCCUCUAAAGAUGGAUGCUCAAGGCCUUGUUGGACCCCUAAACCCAAUCAAACUGAAGCUGGUGACGCGUUCAAUCAAAGGCAACUAGUACUCAAAGAGAGGCGUCCCUCAAGGCUGGACUGAAUUUUCAAUUUUACUAACUGAAAUUGCUAUGUAAAGUCGACUACUACAGGUCUUCAGUCUGUAUCAUAAGUUUAUCACUAUGUCUGUUCUGAUUCAGAUCAGAUGACUUUUUGAUGACAGGUUGAGUUUUGGAGAACCUGACUCGAACUUACAGUACAUGUGUAUUAUGUUCAUGAAUUAUAGCAAAUUUAUGUCAAAAAGGCUGUGCCUACAAUAAUAUGGUAAACAGGAGAAUGGUUUGGAAUAAAAUAUCAAUUGAAAGAAAAUCAAAACACUCAUAAAUAACCUUUCUGGUAAUGAUCUGAAUAUGUUAUCUACUCAAUUUGGUGACGAUUAGAUGAAUCUGAAACACUCAAAAUGGAGGAAAAUUGCAGAUUGCCAGAAGACACAAGGACAACAUUCAUGAAUAUUUCUUGUUAUAUCUAAAUUGUUAAAAUGAUUGCAUACUCACUAAACUGUGGUUAAAAAAAAUAAAUACUGCAAACUGGUGGUACUUCCAGAGGCAAAACAAGUAGAUACUACUUUGUAAAGCCUAUUAUUUAAAGUUGUUUCACAUGUAAUCACUAGUCCACCUCUCAACUAAUAUCCACACAAUUUUCCUGAUUUGUAUGUCUAUGAAACUUAGGAGGAAAUUGGGGCAUUUGUAAGACCAUCCCCACAGUCUUGUAGCUGUGAAAUGACAGCGCUAAUUACUGAGUCACUUGACACGGCAAGUUUAUGACAAGAGGAACAAAACAGAAGGUAAAAACGCUAGUUAAAAAGUGUCAGACGUCUUAUAAAAGCAUGCCUAUACGCUUAACAACCAGUCAUCUAGGUCAGUGGCUCUUAACCUUUUUUGGUGCCAAGGACCCCUGAAAUUGAUACACAUCAGGCUGGG
This is a messenger RNA of Morone saxatilis (striped sea-bass), 2489 nucleotides long. RefSeq names its product cytochrome P450 3A30-like. The transcript is spliced from 14 exons. Gene Ontology annotation, molecular function: steroid hydroxylase activity; heme binding; oxidoreductase activity, acting on paired donors, with incorporation or reduction of molecular oxygen. The coding region runs from base 69 to 1577 and encodes 502 amino acids. The record is from RefSeq and is a predicted model, not a curated record. NCBI's taxonomy places the organism in Eukaryota, Metazoa, Chordata, Actinopteri, Moronidae.